AUGCGGCAACUCGCCGCGCUGCCUUUUCUUCCGCUGAUUCUUCUCUUUAAUGCAGCCCUAUCAUCAGUAUUGGCGCAAGGUCAAGAAGACGACAGUGCUUAUCAUUUCUCGCCUGGCACCGGCGGACGAGCAGCAUGGGUUGUCGAUCAGGACAGCCUGCCGUGGAUCGGAUCUUUUGAAUAUUUGAGCAAUGACAAAUCGCCAGCUACCGUGUUGAUGACGGUGGUGGACAGUUCAACGGGUGCCCCACUUGGAGAGUGUUCCGUUAUGAAUGCUGACAAAGACGAAUGGGAACAGCUCAUCUGGACACUUGCGUCGGACGGGUUGACGUGUAACGUCUCCGAGACCAACUCUUCCAAAGUUCGAUUCCCGCUCUCCGCCCAUCCCCGGACAUUCUCUGUCCGCAUUCAAUCCGUGCGUGGCCCGCGGUGUAUCCGGGAGAUGACCGUGCAAAACGAGCGCCCCAUCGGAUGCCCGCCACAUUUGAAGCAGAACGCGUUCACCUCGGCCGGCAUGUCCUGUGGAUGCCCAUAUGUUGCCGAUUCUACCGGCCCAGCUUUUCCUCUAUUCCGUCUGGCUCCACCAGCGGAAGUCGACGGACGCGACCCGGCCUUCCCGAUUUUGGAUCUGGCGGGGAACCCUUCCCCCUCGCCACAACCACCAGCGCAGCCAUUCACGAGUGGACCCUGUGCUGGGAUUGAGUGUAUGAACAAUGGAACUUGUGUUGUUGGAGCCGAUGGGCAGGCGACUUGCAUGUGCCACAACGGCUUCUCCGGCUCUCGCUGCCAAUUGGACAUUUGCGCCUCGGUCCCUUGUGGAAAUGGUGGAAAAUGUCAGGCGACCGGAUCGACGGCCGUAUGCCAAUGUCCACCGCAUACCACGGGCAUCUUGUGCGAACAGAUAAUCUGCGAGCCAACAUGCGCCCAGGGCGAAUGCACACUUGUUGAGGGAGCCCCGCUUUGCCAGUGCAGCCCGGGCUUCAUCGGGCCAAAUUGUAACGUCAUCGAUGUCUGCAUCGGUGACGCUGCGUGCGCAGUGUUUGGCGAGCAUGCCAAGUGCACCCUUGAUACGGCCUCGUACACUACCGUCUCGCAGAAGGUGGUCAACGCCUCCUACGAUUGUCACUGCCCACACCCGCAGACCGGACCCCCUGUAGUGUUGGGUGGGCAGAAUGGAGGCGUCACUCCAUUCCCAACCCCUGCCCCCGUGGAUGUCGAAGAGGAGGGCGAGCGGACCACGGAAAUUGAGGAGGAAGAGAACCUUGGCGCUGGCUUCGAGACGAUGACCGCUGAAAAUGGGCCUGACCCUUCGCAAUUCAACACGCAAACUGGCGAGCCGACUACUGGAAUGAGCACCGAGGGAGAGGAAGAAUCCGAGGAAACGGCUACUCAGCCGGCCGCGACCCAACAACCCUUGUGGCCGAUGCAACCCCACGGCAGCACUUUGCCUCCGACGGAGGUUACGGAAUCCGAGGAGACGUCAGCCGAGACGACCCAAUCGGUGUUGCCGUUCUGGAUGAUGUCCACCACUAGCACACUGCCACCAGCUAUUCAGCCUUCGACCACCCGAUCGACGACGAUGUCUACAACUGUGAGCACCACAACACCGACAACGACGACCACUGAGGAGGCCGUGUCGGAAGAGGUCUCCGAGGAGGUUACGCAGCCGAUCGAAGUAACGACCCGAGGCAACCAUGUCCAGACCCACGAGCACGCGUGGCCCAAGAACACCGAAGCGCCAGUGGAAGAAACGACAAACGGCGGUGACCAACCAGCCGGCAGCGCGAACCAGGCAAGGAGCAGCGCAGCGAGUGUAAUCGUUGCCAUCAUUGCCGUCACAUUGAUCGGCCUGCUCCUCCUCGCGGCCGCCUUCUUCACGAUGCGCUACGUGCGGCAGUCGCGCAAGCUGCACGGCAAGUACAACCCAGCCCGAGAAGAGCACGCCCUAUCCGCCGCUUACUCCCUUCCGAUGACCCACGCCGCAAAGGACGAGCGGCUCAUC
Mesorhabditis spiculigera is the source of this 2001-nucleotide messenger RNA. Lineage: Eukaryota; Metazoa; Nematoda; Chromadorea; Rhabditida; Rhabditidae. The record is from the annotation of a GenBank genome assembly.